CGCACGCGCGCGAUGAAAGCCUCUCACAUUCCCACAAGCGCUUUGGAGGAAUUGGAUGGAGCUGCCGCGUCUCUCUCCGACUCAGAGGAAUAAAAAUACGCUUUACUCACCGUUCAACAUUUUUCGUUCAGACGGAACAACGUGAUGCCGAGAAUUUCUACAAGAGAGUUGUAUCUUUUUUUCUUUUCUUUGACGUGAACUCAAGUUUUUGGAUGCGAAUAUCGGGAGAGAGUUUUACGCCCAGGAGGGACUUCACAUCAGCGGCUUUUGUAGUCUUCCCCCCACCCCCCUAUGAAACAAGGAAAAAAAAUGUCCGCAGGGAAAUUACAACCUGAGCGUUUACGACUUUAAAUAGGCGGAAUGUUUUAAAGGAUUUCCCUCGAGUCGUAAUAAGGAGCGCCCUCAUUGUCCUGAGCGCACAUCGUCUCCGUAUGGCGGAAAACGUGCUCCGCGGUAAAUAAAGUCAACAUAAGACACCUUAAAAGCUCGCAAACCCAAUUGAACUGUGCUGCUGUUCCCAAGCCCUGCACGAGAGUAGAACUGCCUCCUGUCAUUUGAUUUUUUUUUUUUACGGAAUGGCAUUUCAGUGGAAGUUGCCUUCAAAUGGCUUUUCACUUUCCCCCAGGUUAUGGCUACCCUUUCCAUGCCUAAUGGCACAGUGACAGUGAAACACUCGGAUCUUUGCAAAGGUUAAGUAUGACUGCAGCAGCAGGUGUGCUAACAGGCUUGGCUAAGCUAAAACGCCAAGACUCCGCCCGCUCUCAGCACCGGCCCUUACCUACAUCGCCGGGCCUGGGAAACUCCGCCCCAGAGGCUGCCCCCAGAAAGCGGAAGCGACGCACCGAUGUUGUGGUUGUACGUGGUAGGCUCCGCCUCUACUCCGCCUCCGGGUUUUUCCUCCUCCUUGGACUGGUCAUCUUGGCCGUAGGGAUUGGCAUGGCGACGCUGGGUUACUGGCCGCACAGUGAAACCAUGCCCUCAGCCAGAGCGCCGACCGGAGGAGGAUCUAAGCCAGCAACUGCUGGAGGAACAUCUGGAGGAACAUCUGCCACAGGAGAAGGAAACAGAACCAUGGUGGCCGUCACAGACAAGGACGCGGCUAACUCCAGCACGAGUCAUAAUGUGCAAGGUACGCCCUCCAAGCAGACUGGGGGCGCUCUGACACGGUUCCUGGAACAGCAUCGUCACUCUGAGAGGAUGAAGAUGUUCGGGCCCUUCACAAUGGGCAUUGGGAUUUUCAUCUUUAUCUGUGCUAAUGCCAUUCUUCAUGAAAACCGAGACAGAGAAACUAAGAUAAUCCACAUGAGAGACAUGUACUCCACUGUCAUUGACAUCCAUCGCCUCAGGCAGAGAGAGCAAAAACAACACCAUCACCGCAACAGCACCUAUGCAAGAGAAGUUGGGGAUCUUCGAGCCUUUGGAGCUGAUAACGCAGCCUGGUUGGCCAGCAACUCUCCCCUGGCGUAUUCCUCUCGGGCCGGAGGGGGAGGGUCUACAGAAGAAGAGGAGGUGCUGUUAGGGGACGAGGAGUUUCACAGACACAGGGGGCAGGCUAAGAUGGAUUGUAGCUUUGCGGGGCUGCUGGCGCCGCUCUACAAGGAUCGCCCCUUCUGCGGCCCGGGCCUCGGGCUGGCUCGCUCGGAUUCAGUACGCCACCAGUGGUCGGUGGAGGGAGAUGGGGGGAAGGGAGGACACCAUGCACGCUCUAUUGUUUCCUCCUCCAUAUCUGCAUUUACUCUCCCUGUUAUAAAACUCAACAACUGCGUUAUUGACGAGCCGGAGAUGGAGGCGAUUACUGAGGAGGAGAGAGGAGGAGAGAGGAGAGGCGGGCAGACGUCACAGCCUCUGAGCUCCAUGGAGUCUCUGGUGGUUCCUGUACCAUCUGUUGCCAAGGCCUCCAAACCGCCAAGCUUACACCGGAGUAACUCGGCCUCCUCUUCCUCUCACUGCUCCUCUGUCUCCUCUUGCUCCCUCUCCCCUGCUCCCUCCUCUACCUCAGGUUGCUGGCUCUCCCCGGGAGCAGCAAGGAGUGAUUUUGGCUCCAACUCCUCCUUGCACAUGCUCGGCAGCCACUCCAAAUCUCUGGACCUGGAGCGUAGGCCGAGCAUGCUCAGCGUGCACCCCGAGCAGCGCAAGCACCCCAGCUGGCCCCGCCUCGACCGUAGCAACAGCAGCCGUAGUAACAGUGGCAAUCGGGGCAGCAGUAAAGGCUACAUGCGGCUAGAGGACAGGGAAAGCGAGCAAGGGGAGCGGCUGUUAGAUGCGUCAAUGUCUGUUACAGACAGGCGCGACUACAGUAAGCGGGAGAAGCUGCUAAUGAUAUCCAGGUCGCAUAAUAAUCUGAGUUUUGAGCACGACGAGUUUAACAGCAGUACACUGAAGAGGGGCAGCUCUGAGACUCGAUUCUGAAGACGCUGAACUAAAGGUUGAAGACAGUUCUGUAAAUUUGUCUCCAGACAGUAUGAGUGUACAGCCCGGGAGAGAUGAAACUUAAACGUGGUUUCAAAGAAACUUUUUUUGAGCAGCAGGCUGGAGAGUAGUGAGUAAUGGACCAUCUUGCGCAGUAGAAGGUUCAGGGACGCUGAACGCCUGCUGUACCAGGUCCAGAGGUGCUGUGCCGUAUUUGACCCUAACCUGUGAGCUCUGUUGAGGGAGACGUUCCCUACAGGGAUCAAUAAAGAAUAAAUCACAUCAUCAGUCUACUUUAUACAUAGUGUUAAAUGCUUUCAUUCCAGCUGCUGCUGGUGAAAUCAAGGACACACUGGAAGCGCUUUGAGUACGUUUCUCCCUCCGCAGGUGGCAGUGACACAAAGGCAAAUCUUUUAUAACAAUGUCACAAGGUACAACCUGAGAAAUAAGCAUGGACAGUUAAAUAUCAGAAUACAAGAAGCUUUAAAAAAAACAAAGCUACGAAGUGCUUAAUAUGGUUGUAUAGACACACUGAGGCUAAUAAUGAUCAUUUUCAUUUUCAAAACAGACAUGAAAACUUAACCAGAAUCAGCUUGUAACUUAUAGCCUGGUGUAAACCUAUAUAAGAACACGUAAUGGCAUACUGCAGCGACGAGGCUCCAAAAGACAUAUAUUGUUUAUAAGGUGGUUGAUGUACGUUUGUGUGUCUGUUUGAUCCUCAGAUUGUAGCAGAUGUAGAGAUCCACACGAGUCAAACAAAACCAGUUACUAUAACAUAAAUACGCUACAGCACAGAUUGAGUUAAAUCAAGAUGCUGCAGGCUGCAAAAUACAAUAACAGAGUCAAUGUUGUCCUUGCUGCCCUUUUCCCCAAGAACUAUAGUAAGAAGUUGUGUAUGUCUGCUAGAAAACUACAAGUAACAAUCUCCGUCUAUGGCUUUGCUAGAGGCAUCUUGAGUUUAUUUCUUACUAGAAAAGAUCUUGAUUGACUUCACUCAGGAUAUCACGUUGUCUACGUUGAUAAUUUUUUUUUAGAGCUAUUCACAAAGCUAUUCAGUAUUAGAGAAAGCCCUAAUAUUUGAAUAUUUAUAGACUUGACUACGAAGUAUGAUAAAUUAGGGUUGUAACCAAUGAUUAUUCUCAUUAGUUUAGUAUUUUUGAUCAAUCAAUGCUCUAUGAAAUGCCAAAAUGUAUGACAAAUUAUCACAUCUGGAGGUACUUCUACUUGAUAAAUGACAAUUGAUUAAGAGAAUUGUCAUUGAUUCAUUUCAAGUCAAUCAACAAUUUUUUUACUCUGCACUAUUGAAAAAACAAUAUUUGAAACAAAAAUCUGUAUAAAUGAGAGUGUAAUGUAUUGCCAUUUCACUCGAGCCAACAGUAAAUCACCAUGUACACAUUUAUCUUGUGCUAUAUGUAUAAAGUAUGUGUAUAAAUCCAGGAAGCUGUAAUAUUUAAAGUCCAACUGAAGUUGUCUUGUCUGCUACAGCAUACAUAUCUGCUUUUAAACAACAACCCACAUUUGCUUUCCUGCUAAUGUUUCCUUCUUAUUUAACCUACAAAAUUGAAAAUACACGUCUUGUCCUUGUAGUUGUUGAACGAGCGGGCUAACAUCAGUUUGCAGGCUACAUAGCUAAUUAGCUGCUCAGCUGCAGUCCAUUAAACAGCACGUAGAAGUACCUGCAAACAGAACUUUGGUUCAGUUAGAUGCUGGUUUAACACUGUCUGCACAUGACAUGCACACUACAGCACAAGUUUGUUUACUUUGUCGCUCGUUCCCUACGGUGUAACACCGGCACUCUGGCAGCCUGCAAGCUGCUGUCAAUCAAACAAAGACACGCCUCUAUAGCCGGCUGAGACGAAAAGGAGCAUUUCUGUUAUUUCCCCCAAGACCUUAAAAAACAGACAAAAAACUAUAAACGAUGCAUUAAAAAAAAAAAACAUGUUGACAUUAGAUAUUUGACUGCAAAAAGGAACGACCAAAUGUAAUUUCAGUUGGACUUUAAAAUGUAAGCCAUGCCAUUUUCUUCUACAGUUGCCUUUGGCACAUCUUGUGUUGCUUUUUAUUUGUUUAUAAUCUUUGGGACACUAUUUACCACAUGAUGAUGACGAUUGCAGGUUUAAAUUCAAGAAUUCAGCUACUGAGCAACAUAGUAAUAAUGUCUCAGCAUCAGGAGAGCUUCAUUAACUGGUUCCCAGCAGUUUAUGGGUCAAUGUCCAAAAUAAAUAGUGUUUUCACUGAAA
Molecule: messenger RNA, 4649 nt
Organism: Sander lucioperca (pikeperch)
Lineage: Eukaryota; Metazoa; Chordata; Actinopteri; Perciformes; Percidae
Gene: tmem200a
Product: transmembrane protein 200A
Exons: 6
Coding region: 697-2409 (570 amino acids)
Source: RefSeq, a predicted model, not a curated record